Messenger RNA from Rotaria sordida, 450 nucleotides. NCBI's taxonomy places the organism in Eukaryota, Metazoa, Rotifera, Eurotatoria, Philodinida, Philodinidae. The record is from the annotation of a GenBank genome assembly.
AUGUCAUCAUCAUCAUCAUCAUUAUCAUCAUCAUCAGCAGUAGUAGCAAAUAAAAGUCUUAUCGAUAUAGAUCAUGAUAAUAAUAUCAUAUCAACAACAAUUAAUUCAUUGACAACAAGUUCAUUUUCUAAUAUGAGUUUGUCACAUACAUCAUUACCAACAACACAACAAGAAUAUUCAACAUUAAAUAUUAUGAUGAUUAUUGGAUGUAUAAUUGCUGGAAUUCUUAUGAUGAUUAUUAUUUAUAUAAUAUUUAAACAUUGUUGUAAUCGUGAUAAAGGUUCAUAUAAAAUUGAUGAAAGUAAAAAUUUUACUAUAAAAUCUCAUUUGGAUAAUCAUAAUACUAGUGGUUGUACUGGUAAAAUAUUAUUAUCAAACCAUCAUCAUCGACAAAAUUUAAUAACAACAAAUGAAGAAAAUAUUAUUGAUUCGAAAGAAUGGUAUGUGUAA